AUGAAUUCAAGAUCUUCCCUUCCAUCGAUUACUGAACUUUCCACUCCCAGACAUGCACCUUCCCCCACACUUGGAUCAGGCGGUGCAUGUACGCCUCCACUCGUACGUCCAGGACGAUCAUAUGAAGACGAAAGGGAAAGUGAAGAGGAGAGGCCUAGAGAUUCAGGUGUUCAUGCCAUUGGGGCAUUCUUCUCUUCUCCCUAUGAUUCACAUUACGAUUCUGAUCCUGAGGAAAAAUCGUCAUCAAUUGUCAUUCCUUCACUUAACUCUGAUGCGAGGUCCAGAACUCCAAUAACAAGAGGACGGACAAGAGUAGGUAGUGUGAUUGUGAAUAAAACUUGCGACCAAAAGCAGAAUCAAAAUCAGAAUCAGAGUCAACACCAAAAUUAUAAGAAUGUGUUAGAAAGUAAAAUCAAAAGUCAAGCUGGUGAAGUGGAUAUUUAUGAAUCAUUCGAUGAAUUGGAUGGUCUUAGCGACGAAGUUCAUUACUUACAUCACGGGAAGGAUCAACAACUGAAAUUACCCAAAUCCCCUGCUAAAUCCAACGAAGUCACAAGUAGACAAUCUGACGAAUCAGGUAGGGUAAGACCUUUGACAGUCGUUGAAUUUCCUGAACCUUCACUUAAACCUCAACAGGGAUAUGGAAAAGGUUAUCCAUCACCUAAUCAUUCACGAACGAAACCCGAUGGACCCAUUCCAAGUUUAUCCGAUGGACCGACCGCGAUUCCCCCGAUUCCUAAAAUUGUUACUACUGAUCCCAAUCAACUUCGACCCGAAUUGCCAUCAAAAGGAUAUUCAAUAGGAUAUAUACAUAAUUCGAAAUCACAACCUACAAUUGACACAGCUUCAUUUUCUUUUUCGCCUCCACGGACGAUCAAUCUGCCACCACCUUCAUCACCUAUUUCACCUUUACUAGCCGCACCUCCCCUACCUCAUUUCUCACCUCUUUCACCCCCAUCAUCGCCUUUUGCAUCUGCUCGUGGAGUAAGACAAGAUAGACCAGACUCGACCAAUGGAUCAAUCAGAGGAUUUGAUAUUAUGGCAGAAAAGAAAGCUUUGUUUAGAGAAGGUCAAGAAGAGUUGAUGUCUCCUUUCGCAACUAGACGUACUGAACGUGCGAGACAAGGUAGAGCUCAGACGAAAUCGGCUUUCUUAGCCAGUGGAAUGGAUUUUUGGAAGAGAUUCAAUGCACAUGCCGAACUGGAUGAAGGAGAAAAAGCCGUCAACGGUGAUUCUAAUGGGAGUGCGUGGUUAUCCAAAGCCAAAGCGAGAGAUGGAAGAAUCAAAAAGAUGAUCUGGAUCUUUCUCUUUCUGCUCGUGAUCCUCAUCGGAGCACUUCUGGUUUAUUUCUUAACUAGACCUUCCCCCAAUCCUAAGUCAAUCGCCACCGGUAUCUGA
This is a messenger RNA of Kwoniella shivajii, 1398 nucleotides long. RefSeq lists its product as uncharacterized. The coding region runs from base 1 to 1398 and encodes 465 amino acids. Lineage: Eukaryota; Fungi; Basidiomycota; Tremellomycetes; Tremellales; Cryptococcaceae. The transcript has 3 exons. The record is from RefSeq and is a predicted model, not a curated record.